UGUCGCUGUCGUCGAAAAGAAUCACGAUGUUUCAAUGUAUUUUUUUGAUUUUGCUGGAUGUGGGUUCUCGGCUAGGGCCAGCUCGCGGACAUUACACUAGUCCUAAUACGAUAUCGUCUUGAUUGAAACCCGUAGACCUCACCAAUACUACGAGAAACGCAGAUAAUAAUGAUUGUAGAGCCACCCAUUGACAAUGAAGACCAAGUGGAUUUACUUGUGGCUCAGUACCUUCAACUUCUUGAACCGCAACGCCUCUCUAUACCAGCAGAUAAUGUCCUCAAAAGACCAGUGGUUCAGCAGCUGAUCUACCAGAGAAUGUUCGAUGAAGCACACGUUUGGCCUAUCCCUCCACCAAGCUAUCGUAUCCGGGUUCUCAAAAUUCUCAUAUCUAAAUUGGAAGAGUCAAUUUCUAACCCUGACGAGGAUGAGGUCUCGGAUGAUCUCAUGAGGAGCUAUAGCGAUCUCAUCGGUUGCCCACGACUGGCCCCCUUCGAGGAAGCCCGGACAUUGUCAUACAUCCGUUAUACAGCCCCCAGAGGUCACGCUUCACAGGGAAAUCAUAAAGGCCAAUUCGUGAUAACGUCAGAAAACCGUAACCUUAUACUUGCCUCGGGAACCACCGGAUUCCGCACAUGGGAGGCGGCUUUACACCUUGGUACCUACCUUACAACCCCGGAAGGCAGGUCACUAAUUGAGGGGAAGAAUGUCGUUGAGCUCGGAAGUGGCACGGGAUUUCUUUCCAUGUAUUGCCUAAAAUGUCUUGGUGCCCGGAGCGUGACGGCUACGGACAGAGACCCUGCAUUAAUAUCUACUAUCAAGGACUGUGCAAUGCAGAACGACCCUUCAUGCAAUAGAAUCAGUGCUGAUAUAUGGGAAUGGGGAACCCCAUUUCAACCUAACCGGAUCUCCUCAUCUGGAGAACCGCACCAAUCAUUUGAUGUUGCACUUGGAGCCGAUCUGAUAUAUGACCGGGACCUUGUACCUCUUUUAUCAUCAACGUUACGAGAAUUAUUCGACAAGCACAAAAUUAAGGAAUUUAUUUUGUCUGCCACACUUCGAAAUCCGGCGACCUUUGAAACUUUUCUUAAACGAUGCGAAGCGAGCGGUUUGGACUGUCGUCGGGUAAAUUUUGAAUCGCCGCCCCUAGAAUCCCAGGAUGGAUUUUUUCACAGUACCAAUGUUCCUAUCCGGACGUACAGGAUUUCAAACUCCUUACUUCCUUGAUAAUGUCCCAUACAUUUUUAAAUCUUCUGCACGGCUGUAGUAUACGACUAAUAUACCUUGAUUCGUCCCCGCAUUUGUGUUCAUACUUUCCAAGCGCUACCAUCUAAACAAUUGCCAAAGACAGGGCUGUAAAUUAGUCAUUCGCGGUACAAUCAUCUUAUUUCCAUCCAUUUUAUUUUCUUCUAUAUUUCCUAUUGUCACGAAGGGAAGAAAAAUUAGGCUAUGUCGAGGCGUUUCACAAUAACGACCUGAGAUACAUAUACCAGAACCAAUCAUCCCAAAGAUUACUUGGAAGAGGAAGGAAAUCAUGCAGACAUGGAUAAUUUAGCCACUGACAACUCAAGAAACAAUAGCUUUUUCUCUCCCGCCUGCCGAAGAGGGCCCAUGAGUAUGUUUAUCUAUGCCCUUUACCUAGAGGACAAUGCAUAUGGACAUGCAUGCCCACCUCCUAAUAUAAUAUGCAAAACAUACCUGAAGAUCCAGCCGCGGGCAGCCCCUACCUCAUGCGGCCAAACAAUCAUAUUAUAUCCCUCAGUACCAACCCUACAAUGCGUUGUGCUAUACAGUUCCCUUCUUAUUUUAAUAUACCAUAUCAUAAACUCCGUCUUAAUAUCAGAAAAUGGUGUCCCCGCAUAACUCGCAUAUAUAUAUAUAUAUAUGAAUGCACACACAAACCCCAUUAGAAGGGAGCCCCAGAUCCACUCCACCGCUUCCGCUAUUCUUUUCAUUCGUACGGAGUACCCUUCCUAGCUGCACUGCUGUACUUUGUAGUAUUAUUAUGCAGAGCACGGACCACAUCUCAUCUCAUCAUCCACCCUUUUUUGACCGUUGGGGAUGGAUGGGGUAGAAUUAGGCAGGUAGGUGGUCAGGAAAGCUGCUGGAAAGCGGGCACGAACCAGGGAUGGGAUUUUUCUACUGAGGCAUACGUGUAUCUCUAUCUGCAUGUUUUUAAUAACCGCGUCUCGGGUGGAUCUAUAGAGACAUGAGAAAGACCUACAUAGGGUACACGGACGACCAGUCGGUGAAACAAACUUGUUUCUGUCGAAGGACUGGUUUAACAGAUGGACCAUUCCCUCAAAACCGAUUUCCUCCACUAUUGAUGAAAUCUGAACAAAAACCUCUAAUGCUGUCCAACGGGUGAUCGUGAUACUUCUUCUUCUCUACCAUAAUCCAACCCCCGAGAAGCCUGAAUCAUGUAACCUCCGCAUAUUAUCAGAUCG
Molecule: messenger RNA, 2444 nt
Organism: Blastomyces dermatitidis ER-3
Lineage: Eukaryota; Fungi; Ascomycota; Eurotiomycetes; Onygenales; Ajellomycetaceae
Product: protein-lysine N-methyltransferase
Exons: 5
Coding region: 169-1224 (351 amino acids)
Source: RefSeq, a predicted model, not a curated record